This is a messenger RNA of Momordica charantia (bitter melon), 1633 nucleotides long. Its product is annotated as myb-like HTH transcriptional regulator family protein. Gene Ontology annotation, molecular function: DNA binding; DNA-binding transcription factor activity. The record is from RefSeq and is a predicted model, not a curated record. Lineage: Eukaryota; Viridiplantae; Streptophyta; Magnoliopsida; Cucurbitales; Cucurbitaceae.
GCGAAAGGUGAGUGAUGGAGAAAAGAUUGAGCCUCAGCCAUUUCAAUUGGUAGCACUUUCCUUCAGUUUUUUAUUUAUUUGAAAAGCUUUCCUAUAAACCAGGCAAAGGCUGAUCCAGAGAAGACUGCUCACAGACCACCUUCCCCUUUCACUCUUUUCUACUUUGGAGGAACCACAAGCACACAACACACUGACCCAGAAACCAAGAAUCGAUUCCAUCAAUUUAACUAACACAAACCCAAUUUACCCAUUUCUUUUUUAUCUUACUUCCUUCGUUAUUACUCCAAGAUUCUUCUUGAUUUUGAAACUCCAGGCCUUCACAGACCCACAAAAAUGGCGCUCAAUAUGGGGAGAUGUGUUCUUAGAUCUGGGUAAACGACAUAUUUCAAGUUUCAGCAACAAAGUACUCAUAAUUCAAGCUUUCUUCAAAACAGCUCAUUAGUUUGUGAUCAGCACAAACCUUCCUGAUGCAAGCUUGAUGGAACCCUCAAAUGGAAGUAAUGGUCCCAUUAGCAACCCGAAUUUGGCCUCGAAGCAGAGACUGCGAUGGACGCAUGAUCUUCACAACCGAUUUGUUAAUGCAGUGGCACAACUUGGUGGUCCAGAUCGUGCUACACCCAAAGGUGUUCUUAGAGUAAUGGGUGUUCAAGGUUUAACAAUAUACCACGUCAAAAGCCAUCUGCAGAAAUAUCGACUUGCAAAAUACCUUCCCGACUGCUCAUCUGAUGGAAAAAAGGCUGACAAGAAGGAUUCUAGUGACAUUCUAUCAAAUAUCGACAGCUCGUCUGGAAUGCAAAUUACCGAAGCACUUAAGCUGCAGAUGGAAGUCCAGAAGCGACUGCAUGAACAAUUAGAGGUGCAGAGACAGCUUCAGUUACGGAUUGAGGCCCAAGGCAAGUACCUAAAGAAGAUAAUUGAAGAGCAACAAAAACUCAGUGGGGUUCUUUCAGGAGCUCCAGUUCCUUCUUCCUUUUCAGCUCCUGCUUCUGGUGACAACUGCCCAGAAACUGAUAAAAACGACCCGCCAACACCUGCCCCAACAUCUGAGUCCCCUCGCCAAGAGAAAGCGUCGAAGGAACGUGCCCAAGCCAAGAGUAUAUCUGUUGAUGAUUCUUCCUCGUCUCAUCACGAACCAUUGACGCCAGAUUCCGGUUGCCAUAGCUCCCCAAGUGAGAGCCCAAGGCCAGUGAAGAAACCAAGGCAGUGCAGGGAUGGUGCAUUUUCCAAAUCAGAAAUGAUACUUGCACAUCAGAUACUGGAGUCAAGUUUAAACUCCACUUACAAGGAAUCACACUCAGUUUUUCCAGCCGGGGAAAAGUUCGAUCCUUCGUCUGGAAUAUCGAUAGGGGAUCAACACCGAUUAGACUAAACCACAAGGUUGUCUUAGUUCAAGUGUUUCAUGUUUUUACUAUAAGUUAUCUUCCACGGUUAGCUCUAGUUGUAGUUGUGUUAAGUCUUCACGUACUGUGGUGUAUCAUAUCUCGGCACAUAAAUAUUUUCCUGAGUAGGACCAAUAUUUGAUGUACCAUGACCGAUCAUGUCGACAAUCGGAGUAGGACCGUUGUUUAAACUAGAGAAUUUUUAGAGUUGAAUUCGAUCUUUGCGUUUGCUUUAUAAUAAUGACCUUCCCCUU